GUCAAUAGUCAUCGAGGAAAGUGAUUCCUUUUUCCUUGUUAUCUUUUGUAAUCAGGAAAUGUACUGAAUAAACGUGUUAAAUUUUAAUUGUGAAAAAUAAAUAAAAGGGGAAUAUUAGGAAAUGGAAAUAUGAUAUUGAAUUUUUCAUAUUUAAAUUGUGUUUCGGAAAAGAAACGCAGGUGGCGGUAGUGUUCCGUGAAAUUGGCAGUUAAACUGUCCUCGGCUCCUGUUAAAAUGGUGAAAAUUGUGUGAAAAAGUGACUUCAAUUUGACGAAAUUCUUCUUGUGGAACAAUUUAAAGAAAGCAAACAAGAUGGCCAGACUUUCAAGAAAAACUAUUCACCCCAGGCAGAUAAGGGAUCAGUGGACAUCCGGCUCGUCGUCGAACCGAGUGCGUUUAUCCGCGGGAUCGCUGCAGGUGGACACCUGCGAUCGACGAGAUCGUUAAGAUGUGACGGACAGACGAAAAGUUUGCUGAACGAGGCAAACGGGGAUCAGAGUGAAAUGCAGGGAGAUCUAGCCCGGGCCUGGCUUCCGAGAUCAUGACGUAAACUGGUACCCAGAAAUCCCCCACAGCUUGUUGCCCUUGAUGGCUGCGAAGAACGAUCCAAGAUGAGUGUCCCGUGCCGUUGGUACGUGCUCGUUUUGGUCACGUGGUCGCCGGUGUUGGCUGACUUCGGUGACCAGGAGGCGCAGAUCGAGAGGCCUAAGGAACUGUUACGCCACCAGCAGAAUCACCUACCCUCGUUCAUCGAGCGUAGGCUGGUCGACAGACCGGAGAUGCACGAGGCUACCGAGCUUUCUGUACACCUGGACGAUCGAUUACCCGAUGAAAACCAAUCGGAAAACCAGCCGUCUCGUCGAGGCAUACUGGAAACCAGCAUCGAGAGACCGAUCACGCAGAUCAGGCACAGUCGUUCCCGGAGCCACUUCGCUAGACAGGCUAAACUGGACGAGCCCGACUCCUCUCGGGUCUCUGAGGGGAUGAACAAGGAUGAUGCGUUAGAGAAAGGGGGUGUUGCCAGGUCGGACAGGUCCGAAGGUCUGGUUAUUUUGGCGAAGGACCUCAGAUCGUCCGGCACGAUCGACGAACGAUCCACGGUGGACCUGGACAAAUUGCUCACCAGGUUGUCCGAGGCAGCUAAGGAGGGCAAGUCCCGGAACAGCCCGGUUCGCCACAAAGGCGACGCCUUCAAGAAACUUAAGAAGGUGAUCGCUAGGAACAGGUCCCGAGUAUUGGGGAACAAAACCGCGGGAAAUAUGACGGACGUCUACGGUCACAUCGUUCAUGGUACACCUGACAGGAACGAGCUGGACGACAUGGAAAUAGCCAUCAUCGAGGACUACGACCUAUACGGCGAUAACGACAGUGGCAGGAAUAACUCGGAACGAGAGGAUUACGAAGACUAUGGGGGCAAAGGUGAUCAGGAUAGGGCUAGCAAAGAGCCUGUCCACGUGGACAUCGUCACCAGGUUCCUUCGGAUCAUCGAGAACCAACAUCUUCUGGGCGAAAAUUGCACCGCUGGGACGGAUCUUAAUUUGGGGGAGGGUAUCGUCGACCAGUACGCCCAGGAGAGGUUCAAACUCGAAGCGAAUCUCGCGGUGAACAGGGCAAACAUGUUGACCAGACUGUGGAAGUAUGCGCCGGAAGUGAUGCUGUCCUCGGAGUACCUGCUGCAUGCCAGUAUUUUGUCAAUGGUCGAAUUCGACGAAGACAUCUUCGCUGCUGGGAAUUGUUACGAUAAAUUGCAGUACAGGGAUCAUUGGCUCUAUUGUCCCUUCGCCCAUCGGCUGCAGGACCAGGAUGGCAUCCUGGUGAAGGAUCUGGCGAUCGAGUACAAGUACCUGACCAACAGCAGCGAGUGGUUCUAUAUUGCUAGGAAGAAUGCUGAAAGAGUGAUAGCGAAUAAUGAUCAAUUCAGUCGAGGUUUCCACACGUACACCUUGAACGAGAGCAUGCAUACGGAGAGGGAGGAGGACGAGAUACUGACAGUGAGAUACGAGGAUGGCAGGUGGUCGAAACCCUACUAUGAUUGCGGGGGCGGGAAUAUCUGGAUGCUGACCUACACCGUUCCCUUCUUCGGAUACGUAAAUGACACCUACUUCUUCAAAGGAACCAGUGGAAUAGACAUAGAUCUACGUAGAUUAGACAUAGACCAAUGUCCAUUGCCCCCCGGAUCGACGCAAUUGAACAUAUUCGCAGCCAGUGACAAAUGCAAAAAACGAACAACCGAGUGUAUCGCCAUACCGGGAUUGGGCUUUCGCCGUGGGAGCUAUCGCUGCGUCUGCAAACGGGGCUUUUAUUACCCGGACACAAAAUCCACCAGCCGAUACUACAAUGGCACCGUGAUCGAAGAGGAAUACGAGAAAUUGAUGAUGAGCGAGGAGAGCCAGUACGACAUAGACGGCGUCUUCGAGUGUCUUCCCUGUGCAGAGGGCUGCGAGUCCUGCGAGGACGAUUCCCCCUGUGUGGUAUCCUUGAACUGGUUAAUGAGAACAGCCAUUCUGAUUCUGGAAUGCUGUGUCAUUGCCUGUUUGCCGGCUGUCGCCCUUUUCACAUGGAAAUAUGGAAACGUGAAGGUGGUCAGAGCAGCCAGUCCAGUUCUCCUUCGUGUCAUCGUGCUCGGUGCAUUCUUUAUUUAUUGCACGACGAUAGUAAUGUACCCCCGUCCAAACGUUAUAACGUGUACGGUACGAGUAUGGCUGCGAGAAAUUGGAUUCUCCCUCACCUACGGCGCGUUAAUGCUCAAAACUUGGCGCAUAUCGGUGAUAUUUAGGGUGAAAUCGGCCAAGGCGGUGAAAAUAACUGAUGGCAGCCUACUGAAGCGGCUGGGGGUCAUCGUGAUGAUAUUCAGCGUGUUCCUGAGCAUCCGUACCCUGGUCGCACCACCUGUGGUGAUAGUUGCACGAACGGCUGAUGAUCUGAAGGCUUAUCUCUGCCGAACCGACUGGUGGGAUCACAGUUUCACCACACUGGAGGUUAUGUUCCUGAUAUGGGGCAUCAGAUUAUGCAUCGUGGUGAGAAAAACACCGUCAGAGUUUAACGAAAGCCGUUUCAUCUCGAUGGCGAUUUACAACGAAUUUCUACUGUCAGUCUUCCUCAACGUCUCCAUGUUGUUCUUGCAGUCGCCGGCCAAUCCGGAUUUAUUGUACGUGAUAUUUUUCUGUCACACUCAGCUUACGGUGACGCUGCUGCUGUGCCUCAUAUUUGGCAGCAAGGCCUACGUGGUGUUCCGUAGCGGGGGCAAGGACGACUCGAAGCACUUCGGAGCCACCGGGAAAUUUCUGGGAAAAAGCAGCCGCCCAGCGGGCACUAGCAACCAGACGAACUCGAUAUCUCUUCAGCAAGGAAACUUCACCGACGAGAGCGACGGUGCGACGGAAGAGUUUCGACGUUUCAUCAACCAGUUGGAAGUACUGAAAGAGAAGAACGUUCUACUUGGGAACCACCAUUUGGUGAACAAACUGGCAGCAAUGCAGGAGGCUGCCAAUCGUGCUGAGACCCAGGUGUCCACCAUCCAGGCGAUCUCUUCAAGUAUGAGACUGAACGAUCUGAACGGAUCCACAGCAAUCGCUGAAACGGAGGUCGGAGAACCUUAUAAGAGCGACGAGAAAGGUGGGGAUACCAAAGAGAAGAGGUGCCAGGCAUGUAUAGAGAAGAACGGGAUCAAGAGUAAGGAUCAAGGAUCCUCUAAGGACGCCGAAGUACUGGUGUCCGUGGAGUCGAAGAAGGCCAGGAGGACCAACGACGUGGCGGUUUCCACUUCUGGUAAAGCGACCACCACAGAGGACAUCGGGACGGAGACGAAGCUCGAUGAGAAGGAGAGCGAUAAAAAAGACAAGAGCAAAAGCAAAUCCGGCCACGCGAGGACACACGCCAUUGUCAUCAACUUGGAUGACAAGAGCAGGUUCUCCGAAGAGGUCACCGUUUAAGAUGAUCAAGUGUGUUCCUGUGAACUGUUUCAAUUAUAGUCUUCUAGGUACAAUUUCAAAAGGUACGAUGAAGUAAAGUGAAAUUUGGGUAAGGAGAAAUUUUGUUUUAGGAGAAGUUUAGAUUCGGUUCUUUUCUCAGUGAUUGAAAAAAAACUUAUAUAGCAACUACAGACUUAAAUAUUCAUGAAUGCAGGUUGUCGAAUUGUAAAAAUACAAAUUUCCUUGAAAGGUUUCGAUCGUUUUGAUCACCUAAGAGGAAAGUUGUGAUAUAAUACUUCCUUGUAUGCAGUAAUUAAUGAUGUACUUGAUCAAGAAAAAUCUUAGAAAGUACAUAAUUCUUAAAAAAAAAAUUAUAUGCCAUUGAUACUGUGGAUUCUUCGCUAAAAAACAAAUCGAAAAGUCCUUUACCAUUUUUCAAUCCGUGACUUAGUUUUUGAGAUACAAGCAAUUGAAAAUUGGACGUCCAUAUUGGCCGCCAUAUUAAAACAUGGCUGCCGUAUUCAAAAUGGCCUCUACAUUCAAGAUAACCAUCAAACUUCAAUUGUUUAUAUGUCAGCAACUAAGCCACGAAUUGAAAAAUGGUAAAGAACUUUAUCGUUUGUUUUUUCAUGAAGAAUCUAUAGCAUUUGUGGCAUAAAACUUUCUUGAAACGCUCAGUAUACGUAGCACAAGAUAUUUCAGCAGAGAGAGAUAGAAUAUAAAAUCUCUUCAAACAUGAUUUUGCUUUUCAACGUAUUGAAAAGAAGAAAAGCUAAAGCCACGAAUAACGUAUCUUAGACGUCUGUUGUAUAAAAAUUUUCAAUUUUUCAACUGAUAAACGAAGACAUAAGGAACAUUCGGUAGAGAAAUGAGCCGAACUCUGUAGUGUGAAGAAAAAUACGAUUUCGAAGGUGGAAAGAAACUUGCAAAGUCUAUUCAGAUGCACCAUUCUCAUAAAUAUGCAUCACUGAUACCGUCCCAGAUAGAAUAGGCUUCUCUUGUUUUCAUUAAAACUUCUCUGGUCUGCGGUAACUUUUCCAGUCAUGAAUAAAUAUUGACAGGAAAAGUUUGCUAUCGAUUCGAAAUCAAUUGUUAGUCGCUGAAUUCGAUCAUGAAUAAAUGUUCACAAUAAAUUUCACAAAUGUCUGCAAGGAA
Molecule: messenger RNA, 5066 nt
Organism: Osmia bicornis bicornis
Lineage: Eukaryota; Metazoa; Arthropoda; Insecta; Hymenoptera; Megachilidae
Product: probable G-protein coupled receptor 158
Exons: 15
Coding region: 612-3932 (1106 amino acids)
Biological process (GO): G protein-coupled receptor signaling pathway
Cellular component (GO): membrane
Molecular function (GO): G protein-coupled receptor activity
Source: RefSeq, a predicted model, not a curated record